UUUAGCCAUCCAACUUCACUUCAUGAGUUGAACAUGAGUCGUUCUAAUCUGUCAGGGCCUAUUCCUAAACAUCUAUGGAAUCUCACCAACAUAGUGUUUUUGGACCUUAAUAAUAACCACCUUGAAGGACCAAUUCCCCAGCUCCCGAGAUUUGAAAGGCUCAAGGCGUUAUCACUUGGAAAUAACAAUUUGGAUGGCGGAGUUGAGUUCUUAUCCUUUAACAGAAGCUGGACCCAACUUGAAUGGCUAGAUUUAUCAUCCAAUUCCCUAACUGGUCCAAUUCCAUCCAACGUAAGUGGACUACGUAACCUACAAAUACUUUGGUUGUCAUCAAACUACUUGAAUGGGAGUAUACCUUCCUGGAUAUUCUCCCUUCCUUCACUAAGAUUUUUAGACUUGAGCAAUAACACUUUCAAUGGAAAAAUUCAAGAGUUCAAGUCCAAAACAUUAAUUACCGUUACUCUAAAACAAAACAAGCUGAAAGGUCCUAUUCCAAAUUCACUCCUAAACCAGCAGAGCCUAUCUUUUCUUCUCCUUUCACACAAUAAUAUCAGUGGACAUAUUUCUUCAUCUAUCUGCAAUCUGAAAACAUUGAUAUUGUUAGACUUGGGAAGUAACAAUUUGGAGGGAACAAUCCCACAAUGCGUGGGUGAGAUGAAAGAAAACUUUUGGAGUUUGGAUUUGAGCAACAACAGUCUUAGUGGGUCAAUCAAUACAACUUUUAGUGUUGGAAACUUUUUAAGGGUCAUUAGCUUGCACGGGAAUAAGCUAACGGGGAAAGUCCCACGAUCUUUGAUCAAUUACAAGUAUUUGACACUACUUGAUCUAGGUAACAAUCAGUUGAAUGACACAUUUCCAAACUGGUUGGGAUACCUAUCUCAAUUGAAGAUUUUAAGCUUGAGAUCAAAUAAGUUGCAUGGUCCCAUCAAAUCUUCAGGGAAUACAAACUUGUUUACGCGUCUUCAAAUUCUUGAUCUAUCAUCUAAUGGAUUUAGUGGGAAUUUACCAGAAAGUAUUUUGGGGAAUUCGCAAGCCAUGAAAAAAAUUAAUGAGAGUACAAGAUUCCCAGAGUAUAUUUCUGAUACAUAUUCUUUAUUAUACGAUUAUUUGACGACAAUUACUACAAAGGGACAAGAUUAUGAUUCUGUUCGAAUUUUGGAUUCUAACAUGAUUAUCAAUCUCUCAAAGAACAGAUUUGAAGGUCAUAUUCCAAGCAUUAUUGGAGAUCUUGUUGGACUUCGUACGUUGAAUUUAUCUCAUAAUGUCUUGGAAGGUCAUAUACCGGCAUCAUUUCAAAAUUUAUCAGUACUCGAAUCAUUGGAUCUCUCAUCUAACAAAAUCAGCGGAGAAAUUCCGCAGCAGCUUGCAUCCCUCACAUUUCUUGAAGUCUUAAAUCUCUCUCGCAAUCAUCUUGUUGGUUGCAUUCCCAAAGGAAAACAAUUUGAUACGUUCGGGAACAGUUCAUACCAAGGGAAUGAUGGGUUAUGCGGAUUUCCACUCUCAAAACUUUGUGGUGGUGAUGAUCAAGUGACAACUCCAGCUGAGUUCGAAGAAGAAGAUUCACCAAUGAUCAGUUGGCAGGGGGUUCUCAUGGGUUAUGGUUGUGGACUUGUUAUUGGACUGUCCAUAAUAUACAUAAUGUGGUCAACUCAAUAUCCAGCAUGGUUUUCCAGGAUGGAUUUAAAGUUGGAACACAUAAUUACUACGAGAAUGAAAAAGCACAAGAAAAGAUAUUAAUUAGUGUGCACUGACCUGCAGGAUUCAAGCCUACUAAGUUGCUGGGAUGCAAUAGCACGUGUUUUCGUUUGUCAACUGCAAAGUUCAGUUUAUCUUAUCUUUUUUUCAUUACAUCAAGUAAUUUCAAUAGCAAGCUAAUCAUGUAAGGUUCUUGAUGUAUCCAAGUUAGAUAAAGUAGUCCUUAUCGAGAUGAAUAAAAUUGAAGAAUAGUUAAUGUGACGAGGGCCAAUUGAAAACAACCUACCCCACACUCUCUAGACAAAUGAGUGUCGAGAUUUCACAAAAAAAUGCAUCUGUCAGGGCUGAAACUUUGUAUAUUCCAGCAUCCAACAUUGCUUUUCUCAAGGGCACCAGCACAAAUGAUUCGGUUGCGACUAAACCAAAAGUUGUGCUACUUCAUUUUCCAAUUCAAUAGCUCCAUGAAGUCUACAAGCACCCAUCAGAGCCCCCCAAGACAGUGAUAUCAGCUUCAAAAGGCAUCGUACGCUUAUUGUAGUGCAAAUUCAUAUGACAUUUCAAGAGCAUUGCAUCAAAUAUCUUUGAAUCAUAUAUCAAAUAACCCUCAUUCUUU
Solanum lycopersicum (tomato) is the source of this 2308-nucleotide messenger RNA. The record is from RefSeq and is a predicted model, not a curated record. NCBI's taxonomy places the organism in Eukaryota, Viridiplantae, Streptophyta, Magnoliopsida, Solanales, Solanaceae.